CCAGCAGCUACUAAACCGCAUCGCGGGAUCGCGCUAACGCGAGACACUGAGUUGAGAGUACUUAAAUAUUUAUUAUUUUAAAAUUGUGUAUUAAUAUAUAUUACUUGUACUCUCAAUAUAAAAUCAAUUAUUUCGUGACUUACUAAAUAUUUAAAAUUAUAAUUAAUUAUUUAAAAAAAAAAAAAAUAAUAAUAAUUGUUAUCCUACGGUAUAAAUAAUUUUUACUCCAUUUUGAGUGAAAAAUUAAAAUUGUGAUUUUUUUUUUUUAACAAAAAAAAGAAUACUGUGAUUAUAAUUAAAAUAGUUUUUUUUUACUUUUAUUAUUUGAAAAUAUUAAUGGAUUUAUCAUCAUGACGCUAUCACUUAAGGCAUCGUGAUGCCAAAAGAAAUAAACUCCAGGCUGCUGAUAGUAUGCCUGUUAAGCAGUUUAUUGAAUAAAUCGGAGUCAAUAGAAAAAAUUUCAUCACUCUGCAAAUCAGGGCAUGAGUUUUGGUCUGUUAAAAAAUCAUCAUGUAUUGAGUGUACUAAAUGUGCACCUGAAUUUACAAUAAGUCCUUGUGCCAUUUAUAAGGAUGCCAUUUGUGGUCCACUUUCCGCUCUUGAAUUAGACUGGUCAUUUCUUAAUAAUAAUAAGAAUAAUAUUAAUAAUAAUAAUAAUAAUAAUAAUAAUAAUAAUAAUAAUAAUAAUAAUAAUAAUAAUGAUAGUCAAGAAAUGAAUGCAUCUAAAAUGCUCUGGCCAUUUUCGGAAACAGAAAAUAAUCCAGAAGCUUUAAGACUAAUGGAAAAUAGUCAAAUUGAAAAUGAAGAAAAUUUAAAUAAUGAUAAUAAUAAAUUAAUUAAAAAAAAAUUAUUGAUAUCUGAUUUAAAUGAUAUUAAUAAAUUAAAUAAUCAUAAUAAUGAAAGUAUUAAUGUGCCAUGGGAUUGGCAAACAAGUGCUCUAGUAUUAGCUGUUUGUGCUUGUAUUAUUUUUUUUAUCGUCGCUGGAUGCUCGGCGUUAAUUUAUGUUAGACAAUGGAGGCGUAUGAAACGUAAUUUUGAACCAGCGGGAUUAGAAGAAAUAUCAGCCCGUUUAAAUUUAAUGGUAAAAGCGGAAUUGGCUGAAUUAAAUUCAGGCGCACCAAUGAAUCCUGGUGAUCCAGAAAUACGCUGUCAUUAUCUUGAAAAAUUACUGGAUCGGAAACGAGACACUCGAGUGGUAAUUCCAACCGGAUGGCCGGAAAUGGGAGGAAACCUUUACAUAGAAGAGACUGCCGGAGAAUCAUCAUCAUCAUUAUCAUUAGCGCCAGCGGAAUCAUCAAUAAAUAAAUCCAAACAGUUUAAACAAAUUCAACGCAACAUUCAAAAUAUUAUUGCUCAUAAGUCCCAAUUUGAUUGUUAAUUAUAAAUUACAAAUACGUUUAUUAUAAAUAUCUUGGUAAUAAUGUCAGAAAGACGUAUUUAAAAAAUAUAUUUUUUUUUAAUAAAGUAACAGUGGGUAAAACGGAAAAUUAAAAAAUUUGAAGAAAUUUAAUAAAAUUUUAUAUAAUUUUUAUAAUUAUCGCGGCCGACAAAUAUUUUUUUUAUAAAAUUUCAUGUGUUCAUGGAGUUUUUUUAAAGUUUGUAAAAAUCCAUCACGAAACCUUAUAAACUCUGUCUUUACCGGCAUUUCACUCUAAACACAUCAAUUAAGCAUUAGACUUGAACUCUCGUGAUGUGACCAGUGAGCAGCGUUCAGGACUGCCAGCCAAGAGGAGCCGUGUUCGAACCCAGCAGGCGCCCAGUAUUUUUUCAUCAUUUACUGCGAUGAAAUCUUGUUUCUGAAUUCGUAAUGCGUUUGCGCGGUAAUAAUCAAGUAAAAAAUUCGGUAUUGAAACAAAGAAAUUAAUCGAAAUUUUGAGAGUGACCGUUUUGCCCCUUUUCUGACAAAUUAUCGAGAGAAAAAAAAAUUUUACUGACAUUAGAAACGUGGUAUUAAUAAUGAUAAUAAUACUCAUAAAAAAUAUUUUUCUAUAAAUAAUAAAUAAUAAUGCAUUUGUUUAAAUAAAUUAAGUCGUUUUUAUUUAAUUAUUUAUUAUUAAUUUUUUUUUUCAUGUAUUUGUACCCAUUACACCAUAAUAACAUCAACAAUAUAUAGAUUAUUUUUAAUAUAAUUAUUUAUAAUUAAAUAUUUAAUAUUUUUAUGUUUACAAUAAUCAUAUAUAUAUUUAUAUAUAGAACAUUUGUUUAAAUAUUUUUUUAAAUUUGGGUGGUAUCGAUAAAGUGGGCAGGAUAUCUAAGGCUUCUUUUUAUUAUCUAAUUUUAUGGGGAUCCGCAAGCUGAAUUUUAAUUUCGUGCCGCGAUUUUUAAAUUUUUCAAACAAAUUUUAUGGUACGAUUUUUUUAGGAACUUAUAAAAAUUUUUGGUUAGACGAAAAUAUUAGAAAAUGGCCUUAAUGAUUCAAUUGUUUGGUCACAUAAUUUUAUUUUUAUUUUUAAGGCGAAGAACAAGGUUAUGAUCAUUAGCGGCCAUUUUGUUUCGUUGACGCCAUUUUGUUUUGAAUUCUUAUAUUUAAAAAUGAAAUUUAUUAUAAUCCUUAAUUUUGUACAAAAAAGUACCCGAUAAUUACAAAUUAGUUUCAAUGAACACAAUUUUUAAUACUUCCAUUAAAAAUUUUUAAAGGUUAAGAAAAAAUUUAAAUGGCGUAGAAUUAUAAUUUUUUCAAAAAUAUGUAAUAAACAAAUGAUGUUUUUAAUUUCAGACUAACGGACCCCGUACAUCAAAUUUGUGUAUUCAUCAUAUCUUUUGUGUGAUAAUUAGUAACUAAUUAUAUUUUUAAUACGAUUGUCGAAGAAGCUUUUUAAAUAUAUAUUUUUCAUUCAAUUAUUAUAGAAUAAAUUCAUCUCUAGACAAAUAAUUGUACAUCAACACGUGAAGUGAUUAAUAAAUUCGUAAUAAUUAUAUACAUAAGAAACAUUAUUAAUUUGAAUAAAAUAAGUAAUUUAUGUAGUGACUGUAAGAUGUCCAGGAUUUUAUAUAUAUUUAGUGACAAUUAUUAAUAUUUCAUCUAAGUUGCUAAUCAGGCACUUUAGUAUUUAUUAGUUAAUAGACAAUCCCGUUCAAUUUUUUUUUCCUUUAUCGCAAUAGUAUCGAAAAAUAAACAAAAAUAUGAUGAAUACGGUAUUUAUAUAUAAUAUUAGAGGUUAUAAGGCAAUUGUUUGGUUAUUUAAUAAUCUAGUUAAGGAGGGUUCGUUUGGAGUUGAUAGAAAUAAUAAAAGUGUACAGGUAAUAAUUUAAUAAAAUUACUCUACUUCUAAUGUCGAUUGAAUAGCCGAUAACUCACAAACAAUAGCUUGUAAAUACAUCAAAUAGUCUGUUAUUUUCUACAACUUUAUUAGAAAAAAAAUUAUAGUAUUUAUAAUAUAUAGGCUGUAAUUGAUUUUCAAAUCUGAUAGUAUCUUAGAUACUCGAUGGAAAAAGAUUUUAUACAAUUGUAUAAAAUUGGAUAGAAAAAAUGGCCCAAUCCACUUGUAUGCAAUCGUACAUAAUUAUAUCUAAUUGUAUACAAUCAUAUACAAUCGAAUAUAAUUGUAUAUAAUUUGUGUAUAAUUCGUAUAAAAUUUGUAUAUAAUUGUAUACAACUACAUACUGUAUUCGUUUAUUUUAUAUAUAAUUAUAUACAGUUCUAUAUAAUUGUCUACAAAUAUAUACAUUUGUAUAUAAUCAUAUACUGUAUUCGUAUCGAUUAUAUAUAAUUAUAUACGAAUUCUAUAUAAUUGUAUACAAAUAUAUGCAUUUGUAUAUAACUACAUACUGUAUUCGUAUAG
Messenger RNA from Microplitis demolitor, 3782 nucleotides. RefSeq names its product rhoGEF domain-containing protein gxcJ (gene wgn). Lineage: Eukaryota; Metazoa; Arthropoda; Insecta; Hymenoptera; Braconidae. The transcript is spliced from 5 exons. Gene Ontology annotation, molecular function: protein binding. Bases 377 to 1378 code for a protein of 333 amino acids. The record is from RefSeq and is a predicted model, not a curated record.